AUGAUACCUCAAAUCCUCGAAUAUACCCUUUGCGGGCACACUCUGUUCAGUUUGGUAAUGCCAAUGCUGGGUCUGGGAUGCAACUCCAAGCCCGUCACUGUUGACUCUCCUACUCUUUCUGGGUUGACUAUGCAGCAAACAUGGGCUCAGUACUCGCCUUACUAUCCGGCUGCUGAGUAUCAGGCUCCCCCUCCAGGUUGUGAUGUUGUUCAAGUGAACUUGUUGCAACGGCAUGGUGCGCGCUACCCAAAGAAGAGCGACGGGAAGGCUAUGAAAAAGAGCGUCAAACGACUCAAGGGCGCCAAGAGCUUUCGUGAUGCCUCACUCGAUUUCGUAGCGAACUAUACUUAUGCUCUUGGAACUGAUGACUUGGUCCCUUUUGGUGCCGCUCAAUCCUUCGAAGCCGGUCAGUUACAUUAUGGUCGUUAUGCCAGCCUUGUCAACGAAGACAUGUUGCCAUUUGUCCGCGCAUCUGGGUCCGACCGCGUAAUCAAUUCUGCACUGAACUGGACAGCUGGUUUCGCAAACGCUAGCAAUCAACAAUACACUCCGAUACUCUCUGUCGUCUUUGAUCAGUCUUCGAAUGAUACUCUCGACGAUAAUAUGUGUCCUAAUGUUGGGACUUCGGACGAUCAGACCAAAACUUGGUUGGACGUUUUUGCGCCUGAGAUCCGUGACCGCCUCAACCAUUAUGCUCCCGGGGCUGAUCUCAAAAAAAAGGAUGUUGAGAACCUCAUGUCCCUGUGCCCGUUCGAGACCGUCGCAUACGAACAAAUCAGUCCCUGGUGUGCAUUGUUCACAGAAGAAGAAUGGGCAUCCUACGAAUAUCAUGGCGACCUGUAUGAUUAUUAUGGAAAUGGGUAUGGUCAGCAACUGGGACCAGUGCAAGGUGUCGGUUAUGUGAAUGAGCUCCUGGCACGCUUGACUGGUCGACCAGUGCAGGACAACACACAGACGAACCACACUCUAGACUCAUCACCUGUCACCUUUCCCUUAGACAGAACAUUCUACGCCGACUUCUCCCACGAUAACGAGAUGAUUUCUAUCUAUAGCGCUCUUGGCCUCUUCGUCCAACCACACCAUCUCGAUCCGACUCACCCAAACCCAAUGCGUACAUGGGUCGAGUCCAAACUUGUUCCCUUCUCAGGUCGUAUGACCACGGAGAAGCUCGAGUGCACGAUUAACGGGGAGAGAGGCGAGUAUGUGAGGAUUUUGGUGAAUGACGCCUUGCAGCCUCUUCCCUUUUGUGCAGGUACUGGCGAUGGCCUCUGUACUCUCGAUAACUUCGUGGAAAGCCAGCAGUACGCGAGAUCUAAUGGUGCUGGCGAUUGGGAACUUUGCUCCGACUAG
This is a messenger RNA of Suillus paluster, 1350 nucleotides long. RefSeq names its product histidine phosphatase superfamily. The record is from RefSeq and is a predicted model, not a curated record. Lineage: Eukaryota; Fungi; Basidiomycota; Agaricomycetes; Boletales; Suillaceae. Gene Ontology annotation, molecular function: acid phosphatase activity. Bases 1 to 1350 code for a protein of 449 amino acids. The transcript has 7 exons.